Molecule: messenger RNA, 1102 nt
Organism: Microstroma glucosiphilum
Lineage: Eukaryota; Fungi; Basidiomycota; Exobasidiomycetes; Microstromatales; Microstromataceae
Exons: 1
Coding region: 166-912 (248 amino acids)
Source: RefSeq, a predicted model, not a curated record
CCGACACACCAAGAGUGUCCAUCUCCGAAAGGGUCAGACUCUCAAUGGGCGACCACUCGCCGUCGUCGUCGACGUCGGCUAGUGACCCACACAAGUCUACAUUUGUUAACUGGUGAGCAUUCCCUGUCGAUCGUCGCGACUACUGUAUGUGCGAACAGCACGCUCAUGCCCCCCUACUCUUGCUUGAUUACCAUCAGCCUACCACCUCUUAUCACUGAGAAGAAACAGUCGACCCGUGCAGGGCGUCUGUCGAGUUCUUCGACCUCUUCAUCAGUUCGCAACAUCGUCCUUGGGCUUGCCAAAGGCGUCGACAAGCGACUUGCUCGGCGUCGCGCCCGGAUCCGAUCCUCCUGGUCUCUCUUUGUGUGCUGGCCCACCUCUGUCUGCCAUCACAAGUCUCUCCGAAGACAGCCUGUACGCGUGCACGCACGUUGCACAGUAAUCUCCUCGACAGUCGUUGUCAUGGCAGCUCCCCCCCCUUAUGCAGUCGACUGGGUCCCCUCGUCGUCAGUCUCCGCACCAGCGUCGAGCAGAAGAGGAGAACACACACCCAGUCGUUCCCCGCAAACCCCACUGGCCGGCAAUCGCCCCAGCUGCCACAAAGAAGACACCCAACAGGACAUCGCCCGUGUUCACACACACACUUUCCCGGGCCUACCCGCCCACUACUCCUUCAAUGGACUACGUCGGUCAUUUUGGCCCGUCGUCGCAAUACUCGACCUCGCUGUCGAUCGUGCGGUACUCCGUCACUGCCGUAUGUCCCCCUUGUUGUCCCUCAUGUUCCACACUUAUUACUAUUUCAUCUCGUCUAUCGUCUGUUAUCGUCCCUCCCGUAGCUUCUUCCUUGUCUCUGUUCAGUGCGCCCGACAACGUUCUCCCUCGAUCGAUCAGCGGGUGGCUGGCCCGAGCUGACCCAGCCUGGCCUCCAGUCCGCGCUCGAAUGUUGCCCUUUCCUAUCGCUGCUCCGCUACUUGCUUGACUUUGUUACGAAUUGAUAUUGUCAGUCUUCAUUAUGUGUGAUUGUCCGUUCUAAAGAUGAUAGAAGUGCCCCUUACGGGUUGGGAUGCCCAUCGCCGCCUGCAUUCCGUUCCGUCACGACGCG